Hypomesus transpacificus is the source of this 1581-nucleotide messenger RNA. It is a transcript of the gene txndc15, whose product is annotated as thioredoxin domain containing 15. NCBI's taxonomy places the organism in Eukaryota, Metazoa, Chordata, Actinopteri, Osmeriformes, Osmeridae. The coding region runs from base 96 to 1115 and encodes 339 amino acids. The transcript has 5 exons. The record is from RefSeq and is a predicted model, not a curated record. Gene Ontology annotation, cellular component: cilium. Gene Ontology annotation, biological process: cilium assembly.
GAUAGACACAUGAAAUUGGUUCCUAUGAGUUUGUCAAAAUGGGGUCCUGAUACCUACUAAAAAACAUCUACAUCAUUUUUACAUUCAACGUUACUAUGGCGUGGUUAUCAAGUACUGUAUUUGUAUUUGCUGUGUUACUAGCGUUUUAUUUGACGUCCUCGUCAGCUCAAGAAAAUGACGAGCUGCCAGAGUUUGAUUUUUCGGAGGAUCUUGGUUCUGACCCGGAGAAUCGACCCGAGUUUGUGAGGAUGGAUAAACUGGAGUCUCAGCCGAAGAGGCAGUACAAAACGGCCGAGAUUGCGGACGCUUUGAUGGGCACCGAACUCCCUGCAGACCCGUCGGGCUUGGAGUCACUGAUCCCCAAGAACGUGAAAGACUUCCAGAUGGGGUUCUCCCCUCCGUGUGAUGACGACGCUCAGUGCGGUAUUCCGCAGACCCCCGGGGAACCUGCCGACGGGAACGUCAUGGAACCCUCUCAGCAGGUUACGCUGGGAAUGGUCCACGUGGAUGGCAUGGCAACGGAGGACCAAAAUGCCACUGCCAAGACGUACAAAGUGAACUGUGAGAGGAGGAACAUCACAGGCAUCGAGAACUUCACUGUGCAGGUCCUCAACGCCUCACAGGAUCUAAUGGAGUUUUUAAACGCCAACAACACUGAGUGUUCCCUCGUGCUGUUCUUCACCACCUGGUGCCAGUUCUCCGCCAGCCUGGCGCCCCACUUCAACGCUCUGCCGCGCAUCUUUCCCAGCAUGCACUUCCUCGCCCUGGAUGCCUCGCAGCACAGCAGUCUGUCCACCAGGUUUGGAACAGUGGCCGUGCCCAACAUUCUGUUGUUUCAGGGUGUCAAGCCUAUGGCCAGGUUCAACCAUACCGACAGAACCCUGGACACGUUGGCGUCCUUCAUAGCCAACCAAACAGGUUUCGAGGCAGGCGUAGACCGUAACGUCACCGAUGCCGACCGCUCCGGGCCCCUCCCCAGCGUGUCCAUGAAGAGCAUCGAUUGGCUGUUGGUCUUCUCCAUACUAUUCAUCUCCAGCUUCACAAUCUACGCCAUCUUGAGGACGGACAGCAUCCGCUGGCUCAUACCCGGCCAGGAGCACGAACACCAGGAAUAAAACAAAUGCACCCUUCGUCUGGGUUUACCCUUGUUCCUACAAUCUUUCCCCCCUCUCCACCUUUAAAUUGCGUGACCUCUAAAUUGUUUCGAAGGGGCAUUGUGCUGAACCACAGACUUUUGAUAAGACUGUAACACGGAAGUCAUGCUGAAAACACACUGCGUCUGGAUUUCAGUUGUUGUCCAUUGGGGAUUUUUUUUUAGGUGAGAGUAGGAUUAAUCUAAUUUAGGACCCAAACGCAAGGAGUAUGUAAAGAUCUUGGAGACACAAUAUGAAUCUUUACAAACUCCUUGCCCAGACUAAGGAAGGACAUGACACUAUCUGCUCUGUUAGGAUGGUGGUAUUGCCUUUUGAAAAAUGUGAUUUGAGAUGUACAUAAUUAUUUGCCGAAUGACUGAUAAUUUAUGGAAAUGUUUUUUCUGCGGUUUUUGUGCUGUGAUUUAAUAAAACUGGAGGUUUGAGUGUG